Messenger RNA from Lachancea sp. 'fantastica', 897 nucleotides. The record is from the annotation of a GenBank genome assembly. Lineage: Eukaryota; Fungi; Ascomycota; Saccharomycetes; Saccharomycetales; Saccharomycetaceae.
AUGACGACGGAAGUGAUGGCCCGACGGGCAUCUACAGAGCUCAACGUUCCAGCGGGAGUAACGGCUUCUGGUGAAGUAAAACGGAUCUACAUCUCGAAUUUGGACUUCGAAACGAGCGAAGAUGAAUUGAAACAGUUUCUAGCAGAGUUCAAUGUGCUCACGGUUCUGAUACCCAGCCAAACUAUCCGUGGGUUUAGAAACAGCAGCGUAAAACCGCUAGGGAUUGGAUAUGCUGAUUUUGCCACAGUUGAUGACGCCAAAAAAGCGGUGGAAACGCUGGAUGGCCAAAAACUGCACGACCGCGCUUUGAAAAUCAAGAUGUACGUCCCGUUUGUGGCAAAAAGCAAAGAACGCCGACCUUCAAAGAAACAGAAUAGUCUCAAAAAAGAACAGCCCAGCCAACCGGCUCAACAAACAGAUGCGGAAGCAACAGAAGCCAAUAUCACCGUCCCGCUGCCAGGAAACCCUUCGAAACCGAUUUCUGAACCCGUCGCUUCUGACACCGUAUACUGUGCGUAUCUACCCUCCAACGUCACAGACGUGGAACUGCGCGAGUUUUUCGCCGAUUACGACCCCCAGGACAUCUACGUGUAUCGCAGCAGCGUGUCCAGACAUCGCAUACACUUGUACCGUCGUUUCACUGCUGCGUUAGUCAGUUUGGGAGCUCCUGACUCUUUAGAAAACGCUAUAAGCCAGCUGUCAAAACAAAAACUGCUGGGUAAGAAAAUAACCUUGAAGCCCGCCAGAUUGUCUAAAAUCCAAGAGGUCAAGAAAGCGGCCGCAAAGAAACAAGAGCUGGAACAGGUCCAAAACCGGAAAAAGACCAUAGCGGAGGCUUCAGAUUCCAUUGUUGAGAACCAAGAGCUAGAAACAAUGGAAGCCGAAGCUACAAGCUAG